Plasmodium reichenowi is the source of this 1779-nucleotide messenger RNA. Its product is annotated as tRNA (adenine(58)-N(1))-methyltransferase non- catalytic subunit TRM6, putative. The transcript has a single exon. Lineage: Eukaryota; Apicomplexa; Aconoidasida; Haemosporida; Plasmodiidae. Gene Ontology annotation, cellular component: tRNA (m1A) methyltransferase complex; nucleus. The record is from RefSeq and is a predicted model, not a curated record. Gene Ontology annotation, biological process: tRNA methylation. Bases 1 to 1779 code for a protein of 592 amino acids.
AUGAGAAUACGAAAACAUGAUUUCGUUUUGAUUGAUGACGAGAUGAAAUGUCGAUUGCACAAAAUCGUUGACAUGAAAAUAAAAAUAAAAAAGAAUUACAUAAAUUUAUUAUUUCUUAUAAAUAAAAAAUAUGGAUCUACAUUUACAUUUAUAAAUAAUAAAUGGGUAAGAAGUAAGAAGAAUACUUCUAAAUUAGAUAUAGAUAAUAAUAUAGAUAUUGAAGGUACUAAUAAAGAUAUAUAUUAUAAUAAUAAUUCUCAAAAAUUGACCGAAGAAAAUAUACAUGAAUUAAAAGAAAAUAAUUAUGAAAAUCCAUAUGAGGUAAUACAAAAGCUAGUAGAUAAUUCUUCAACAUUUAAAGAAAAAACGAUUAUAUCUAAAUUUAAAUAUAUUGAAAAAAAAUUAAAAAGACAUUUUUGUCAAUUUACGAUAUAUGAAUGUAAUAUAUCGAAUUUAGUACGUUUUUAUUAUAAAUAUUUUCCAGAAAAAAUAUCAAACGUCAGGAUAGAUUAUCUAGCAAACAUUCUGUUUCAUUUGAAUAAGGAUUCUAAUGAAAAGAACAAUAUGGAAAAUAAGGAAAAUAUGGAAAAUAUGGAAAAUGAUUCUUUAGCUAUGAUACAGGAAGAGACAAAUACAAGUAACAACAACAACAAUAAUAAUAAUAAUAAUAAUAAUAAUAAUAAUAAUAAUGAUACUAGUUCAUGUAGUAACCUUUAUAACCAUAAUGUCUUAAUAUACGAUGAUACCUUCGGAUUAAUGACAAGUGUUAUUAAUAUUACGUAUGACUAUAAUGUUAAUAUAUUUUCUCUCGUAUAUAAAAAUUCUUGUAGCUCCAUCAUACCGAGCUUCGGAAUUAAAAAAAAUACGAACAUUUUAAAAAUUAGGAUAUUAAAUUCUAGCUCAAAGGGAAGUAUUAAUAUGGCAACGAGAGAAACGACUGCUACGGAUAUGGUUGAAGUUACUACGAAGAAUAAUAAUGAUGAAAAAAAAAAAAAUAAUGAUGAAAAAAAAAAUAAUAAUAAUCAUAAUAUUGCACAUGUUGAUAAUAGUUAUAAUAUAAUAUAUCAAAUGAAUAAUAAUUUUUUGAAUAAAGAAAAUAAUUUUGUAAAGCAAGAUAUUAUGUCAACAAAUAAUCAUGAAAUUAUAGUACCUAAGAUAUUGUCUAAUAUAUAUGAGGAAAAAAUAAAUUGUGAAAAAACUCAUUCUUCUAAUGUUAAUUCUGAUAAUUUAGAUGAACAAAAUAAUAAGGAACAUGAAGUAACAAGUCCUAAUAUCUCUGUACUUAGUUAUCAUGAAAAAAGAAAAUUAAAUCCUAUAGGAUAUAUAAAUGAUAUAUCCAAUGAACGAAAUAAAAAAAUCAGAAAUUAUCAAGAGGAUUAUAAUAUGAAUAAUGAAAAUAUAAUAAAUUAUGAAGAAAUAAAAGAAAAAAGGAUGAUACAAGAUUUAUAUCAAAGAAAAGCUGAAUCAUUUGUUAUUAUUAUUUCAAGUGAAUUUAUUUAUAAUACAAAUACAAAUUUAUAUUUAUUAAUAAAUACUUUAAUUAAUGUUUCGUUGAAAUAUCUAAAAAAUGAUAGUAAAGUCAUAUUCUAUACAGACGAUUUUAAUAUAUUAAAUAUGUUUUUAAAAAUUUUAAUUAAUACAAACGCAUUUAUUCAUAUUAAAUUAAAUGAAUAUAUCUUAAGAGAACAACAAAUCAUUAAAAGAAGGACACACCCAGUUAUUAAAAAUGCAAAACUAUCAGAUGGAUUUUUAUUAACAGCUUUGAAAGUUGAAAGUUGA